GGUUGCAUAUUCACUAUUCAGUGCGUUUCUUGUUGUAUUGUUUGGGAAGGCAAUGCGUUUGCCGCAAUGGUCGUUAACCUCUGAACGACCCUGUUCAGAGGCCACGCCUCAAACACCGUCGCAGGCAGUGCCAGAUUGUGGCCGGAGGAUGGCGCGCAAGGACAAUCCAAGAGAUGCAACCCGGGCCCCGCGAGCGCCCUGCCCAGGCGCACUCCCAGGCGCGCGCCCCUAACAUCCCACCCAGAUUUCCUACUUGUGCACGAGUUUACCUCUGGAGGUCAUCAAGCAGGAUUUACGACUGGUCAACAAAAGCACGUGAUUCUCAGCCUUAACCCAUAUUUGGGUGCCUACGUAAGAGAGAAUCAAGUACACGUUCUACUCAUUUCCCUAAUUCAUCAUAAAUUGUGCAAGGGUGCAAUAGAAGAAGCAAAAGCAUCAAGAGCCACAAAUCAAGCACACAGGUUACUAUUUUCUCCAAAAAUAAAACAACAAAUACCUGCUAAACAACAGUAUUUGAAUAGUCAAUCAAUGAGCUCCUAUUUUGUAAACUCAUUCUGCGGUCGUUAUCCCAAUGGCGCCGACUUCCAGUUACAUAAUUAUGGAGACCACAGCUCAGCAAACGACCAAUACAGGGACUCAACGAACAUGCAUUCCAGCAGGCACGGUUAUGGCUACAACGGGAUGGACCUCACUGUCGGUCGCGGUAAUGGGCACUUUGUGGCCAACGAGCGGGCACAGGGCUACUCCCCGAACCAGUCGGCGGCGGCAACAACGUCCUCUGUCGAGCCAUCCAGGUACACCCAGCCCGCGAGCGCCACUGGGACGGCGCCCCUCUCGCCUGCACCUGACCCGUUCCCGUGCUCCUCCUCUGUCACAAGCUCGUCUCCGGUCAGCGAGUCUCAACCUCAACACCGAGCCAUAAAGAACUCCAUAACUAUCCCCUGCGCGACCCCGAGCUCGAGUUCGAACGGAGGCACGCUGUUGAACCAGGAGUGUGUGUCCAAAGCCUCCCCCCUCCUCGAGGAAGAGAAGCCCGCUGGAAGAGAGCAGACAACUUCCCAACAUUUCACCGACGGUGCCCAGCCUCAGAUCUACCCCUGGAUGAGGAAACUGCACAUAAAUCAUGACAGUCUCACUGGACCAGAGGGGAAGAGGGCGAGGACAGCAUACACGCGCUACCAGACCCUGGAGCUCGAGAAAGAGUUCCAUUUCAACCGGUAUCUGACCCGCAGACGGAGGAUCGAGAUAGCGCACGCGCUCUGCCUAUCAGAACGCCAGAUCAAAAUCUGGUUCCAGAACAGAAGGAUGAAGUGGAAAAAGGACAACAAACUGAAAAGCAUGAGCAUGGCAGCGGCAGGGGGUGUAGGGUACCACCGUCCCUGAUAUUUGGUUCCCCGAUGAGCUCUAAUAAAAUAAUACAAAGCUUGGAAGAACUUCCAUUCACUUUUACAUUGCGAAAGACUUUCCGAUGGCUGUUUUGGGACAGUGAACAUGCAGUUGUCCAUACUCCGGCCUUUUCAAAAAUACUUUCCUCUAUAGUUAUAUUUAUUUUGACCGUGAUAAUGCUUAUGUGAGUAAAAAAAUAAACAUUCUGUACAUUGUUUGUCUUAGGACAAACCAAUGGGAAAUACAUGUUUGUUAACUUAUUUCUUGUUCAAAAUAGAAUAAACUCGAAGUUACCGCAAAAAAGUCCAUUAACUAUCCAAUAAAAGUUGUGUAGCCUAUUGCACUUGUAAAACAGUAUAGAAACUCGAAUAAUUAAUGAGUUGAUAAAAAAUUGUGUUGCUUUUGUGUAUAGCCUUUGUUUUAUAUGUAAGUAUGUAUUUAUUUGUUCAAUGUAUUGUACCAAACUUAGAUAACUUGUUCCUUAUUGUAGACAGACUUAUAAGCCUUACGCGAUUGUUGUGCGUUGUGAACACGUGACGGGAUCGCAGUUCUGACCCAUUGCGUGGAGCUGUACCUUUGUAUCCUUUUACACGAGCUACUGUAAAUCUGUUCACCUGGCGCAGCUUCUUAGAAUGUGUGUUUCUGUCUUGUACGUUCCCCUCUAUUUUGGAUGUGAAGGGUUCCAUAGUGGAUCCCAUUGCCUAAGUGUAUAGCUUCAUCGUGCUAUACGCUUUUUGUAAAUGUUUUUAAAGAAUGACUGGAAAUUGAAAAUAAUAUUAUAGUGAUGAUGCUGAUUAUAAUAAACUUUC
This is a messenger RNA of Salvelinus namaycush (lake trout), 2195 nucleotides long. RefSeq names its product homeobox protein Hox-A5-like. Gene Ontology annotation, molecular function: RNA polymerase II cis-regulatory region sequence-specific DNA binding; DNA-binding transcription factor activity, RNA polymerase II-specific. The record is from RefSeq and is a predicted model, not a curated record. Gene Ontology annotation, cellular component: nucleus. The transcript has 2 exons. Gene Ontology annotation, biological process: regulation of transcription by RNA polymerase II; anterior/posterior pattern specification. Lineage: Eukaryota; Metazoa; Chordata; Actinopteri; Salmoniformes; Salmonidae. Bases 529 to 1383 code for a protein of 284 amino acids.